AUUUGAAGGUGAAGUCGCCUUGUAAAUUGCGGAGUCCAUCCCUCAUUUCCAUAUGAGUGUGCCCACGGCGCUCUGCCAAUCCAAAGUAUCAUUCACUGUCAUAAUGAUACAUUCACAUAAUAGCAGAUCAUCUCCGUUAUUUUGCAGCUUGACUUUUUGAGAUUUUUUUUUCAGCGGAUCUCUGCUUAUGUUCAUGAAUGAGGUAGAUCUUGCAGAAGAAAUGUCCCGUCGGAAGCAAGCAAAACCACAGCAGCUGAGAACGGACGAGGACCUUUCACUUCUGGAGCUGCACUCUGAAAACGUCUCAGGUGAAGGACUGGAUGAUUCAGACAGUGGAAAUGAGAGCCGCAGUGGGAGUGAAGAGACCUAUGUGUGUGAAAAGUGUUGUGCUGAGUUAUUUAAGUGGUCUGAUUUCUGUGAACAUCUGAAGACCUGUACCAAGAAUCCAGUUGUGUUAAUUAUCAGCGACAAUGAAGUGACUUCAGAUCAAGCACAGGACUACCUACCUGAGCCAUCACCCAUGCCCAGCUGCAGCAGUGAUCCGGCAGACAGUGAAGGUGUAGUAGAGGAAAGCCACAUGCCCACUGAAGGUGUUGAAGGAGCAGAGAUGAUGCUGGACCCGGGUGCUGUCCUGGAGAAAGAAUAUGAGCCCAUGGAGGUGGAACUGUCUCCUGAGAAACCCAUAAAUUCUGAAAAUCAAGUUACACUGUCAGAGCCAGACAUAAGCCUACUUCAACUUGAAGAUCUUAAGCAGUCUUCUGGGGCAGGAUAUACUAUACCCAGCACUAAUGUCACACUUGAAACACUGCAUGGAACCCGUGUGGCUGUGGCUCAGUUUUCUCAGGGUGCCCGGGGAGCACUAGCUGGUGAAGUCUCAACUAUGGCCAUUCCUAUGAUCCUUGACCAACUCAUGGCCUUGCAGCAACAACAGCUCCACCAGCUUCAAUUGAUAGAGCAGAUUCAGAGCCAGGUGGUGCUAAUAAACAAACAGGCCUCCACACAGACAUCUGUCAACCUUAAAGCAGACCACAGCAUGAAUGCAACCUUAGAAGUAACCUCAUCUUCCAACAUACCCACAAUGCCUGGGCAGCUUCAUCUACAUGGCUUCACUACACCCCCUGUGCAUCAGCUUCCAAUCAAAGGGCCCUCUGAUUUCAAUGGACAGGUCUCAGCCUCAUUAUCUUCAGCUCUGGAGGUAGCCUGUGUUAGUGUUCCUCAGACAGUUGACCAGCUGGCCAGUUCUGGGAUGAAAAACAAUAUCACAAUUAAUACCUUAUAUCCAACAACCAGUAAUGUGGUUCCUUCUCAAAUGCCACCAUGCUCAGCAUCGAUUGUCAGCAGUAGCUGCACCAGUAGUAUUACGGGAACUGGGGGUGAAAUAAGUUGUGGUAUUUCUCUUCCAAAAAACACACCUAGUCCUCUAACACUGAGUAAUGGAAGAUUGCUAACAUCCCCCUCCAGCCUUCCUUUCAUACCUCACAGCUCAUCCAGCAGUGUUAUCUUCCCUAAUCCUCUAGCCAGUAUUGCAGCCACAACAAAUGCUCUUGAUCCUCUUUCCGCCCUAAUGAAGCACCGCAAAGGAAAGCCCCCAGAUGUCUCUGUGUUUGACACCAAACCAAGCUCAGAAGAUCCCUUCUUCAAACACAAGUGCAGAUUUUGUGCCAAGGUGUUUGGAAGUGACAGUGCCCUGCAAAUUCAUCUUCGCUCCCAUACUGGUGAAAGGCCUUUCAAAUGCAACAUUUGUGGUAAUCGCUUCUCCACAAAGGGUAACCUGAAGGUUCAUUUUCAGAGACACAAAGAAAAGUAUCCUCAGAUUGAAAUGAACCCCUAUCCAGUUCCUGAGUAUCUGGAUAAUGUUCCAACUAGCUCAGGUAUACCUUAUGGCAUGUCAUUGCCCCCAGAAAAACCUGUUACCACAUGGCUGGACAGCAAACCUGCUUUGUCUACAAUCCCAACAUCAACAGCACUGCAACUCCCUCCAACAAUUCCCAGUAUUAUAGGAAGCUAUGGGGAUUCAAGUAGUUUUACCCCUUUAAGUAGGUCACCUCAAAUGCCAUCUCCACCAUCAAGUGAGUGUACAUCUAUGUCUCCUAAUCACCUCAUUGCUGAGGCUAGUAUUGCACAAAUUUCCAGUUCACCACAGCCUAGUGUGGCAAGUGACACACCUCCAGUUCUAAAAUCUGAAGCCUUUCAUCUACCACCCACCUCCACCACCAGGCCUGGAGAAACCAGCAUAUUGACUACUUCCAUACACCAAAUUAUUUCUACAGUUACAACCACAACUAGCACCAGAACACAGAUCAUAUAUUCAGCAAAUAGUCCCUCUGCUGUCUCUUCCCCAUCCCUUCAAAUGGUUUCCAGUCAGUUUAAGCCCAAAUUUCCUUUUGGUGGCCUCCUGGACUCUAUGCAGACAUCAGAGACCUCAAAGCUACAGCAGUUGGUGGAAAAUAUUGAUAAAAAGAUGGCAGAUCCCAACCAAUGUGUCAUCUGUCAUCGUGUGCUUAGUUGUCAGAGUGCUCUGAAGAUGCAUUAUCGCAUCCAUACAGGAGAAAGACCCUUUAAAUGUAAAAUAUGUGGCCGUGCUUUCACAACCAAGGGUAAUUUGAAAACACACUUUGGAGUUCACAGAUCAAAGCCCCCUCUCCGGGUACAACACUCUUGUCCCAUAUGCCAAAAAAAGUUUACUAAUGCAGUAGUUCUGCAGCAACACAUCCGUAUGCAUAUGGGUGGACAGAUUCCUAACACACCCCAGCCUGACAGUGUUCAGGACUUGGACACAAAUCUGUCGUUUGAUGAAAAGAGCUUAGCUAUCAUUAACAACUAUGAUGACGAGCUAACUGAUGAGAUGGGCCAAGCAAUAGAAGAUGAAACGGGUAUUAAAGAAGGCAAUGUGGACCCACCCAAAAAACAUUUAUACACAGAGAUGUCUCCAAGCACUUCACCCCCAACUUCUCUUAUAUCUAGCAUGGUUGCUUUGGAGAAUGAAAUGAGGUUUUCUGACACGACAGUUAAAACAACCAAUGCCUUCAACGUGAAGCCUCCAGAAAAUGUGAAUGGAAUUGAUGGGGAAAAUGAAGACAUGUUUAAAAAUGAGUCAUCUUCCACUGUAGGAGACUUGGAGAACCACAGUGUUGGGAGUCCAGCACAGUCUGAAUCAUCUGGCUCUAUCCAGGCUCUGUCUCCUACUUUCAGUCAAUCUGAGAGUCAUCGCUCCAAGUCCCCUACUCAGUCAAAUAACAGCAAGGAGGAUGCUUUGAAUCUUUCUUCAGUGAAUGCAACAGUGAAGUCUGAACAGUCAGAUACCCCUUCUCCUGGAUCAGAAAACACAGGUGCAUUAGAUCUUACUGCCACACAGCACACUAGGUCAUUUGUCAAAGACGAGAAUCACUUCAGUCUGCUGUUCCUGGGAAAAGGCAAAGGUUUAAACAGUCCCAGUACUAUAAGCUCAGAACCAAGCACAGUCAAAUUUGAGAAUGGACACAAUAAAUCACCGGCCGUGUGUGAGGGGCCCCACUUGCCAGCUGGCCCCCAGAUACCUACCACAACCCCUCAGACAACAAUAAGCCCCAACCUUACAUCAAAGCUGGCACCACCUCCACCUCGGCGGACCCCCAAACAACAUAACUGCACCUCUUGUGGAAAGAAUUUUUCAUCAGCCAGUGCUCUUCAGAUCCAUGAGCGCACUCAUACAGGAGAAAAACCAUUUGGUUGUACCAUCUGUGGCAGAGCCUUCACCACAAAGGGAAAUCUGAAGGUCCACAUGGGAACCCACAUGUGGAAUAAUGCCCCAGCCCGGCGAGGAAGACGACUGUCAGUGGACAAUCCGAUGGCUCUCCUAGGGGGAGAUACCAUUAAAUUCAAUGAAAUCUUUCAGAAGGAUCUUGCAGCACGAGCAAUCAACAUAGACCCAGGCUUUUGGAAUCAGUAUGCUGUAGCCAUUACCAAUGGACUAGCAAUGAAAAACAAUGAAAUCUCUGUCAUUCAGAAUGGAGGAGUUCCAUCCAUUCCCAUUAGUCUAAGUGGUGGUGGCAUUCCUGCUGUAGGAGGAAUGUCAGGAGGGAUGGAGAGGUCUUGCACCGGGAGCGGCCCUCCACUGACUGAACUUGAGAAGACUAACCUGGAAAUGAGAACUGGACAUCCCUUCUCCAGAUUCAGGGAAGAGGACAAUGAAAUCAGGAUUAAAUGAUGAUGUACAGUUAGAAAAAGAUACAGAAAAAGGGUUAAUGAAUUAAUGAAAAAAAAAAACAGAAAGAGUAAUACUUAAUCCAGGUUUAAUUAUGUUAUUAUAUUGUACAAAUUAAGUCUGAUAUGCUGUUUAGAUUUGGAACUCUUGUAUUUAGUGUUCUUCAAUCCUACUAUACAUUCAGUAAAAACAUUUGUCUUGACAGGUUUGCAUGGUGCUUACUGGUCAGUAUGUUUCUUUCGUCAGUGGUAUUACCCUCUGAACUAUACAUGUUUCAGCUGACAUGGGCAAAAAAAAAAAAAAAAAAAAAAGAAAAGAAAAGAAUCAGAAGAUCUAUUUCUUUGUGGACAGAUAAUAGUUGCUUGUGGUACAUGAAGAAACAUGAAAUUGUAAAUCUUAGCUUUUUCAUUUUCUAGAUGCCUGACCAAAAGUUGUAACUAUUUUAAUUUUUACAUUAAUUC
Molecule: messenger RNA, 4644 nt
Organism: Cyprinus carpio (common carp)
Lineage: Eukaryota; Metazoa; Chordata; Actinopteri; Cypriniformes; Cyprinidae
Product: sal-like protein 3
Biological process (GO): regulation of transcription by RNA polymerase II
Cellular component (GO): nucleus
Molecular function (GO): RNA polymerase II cis-regulatory region sequence-specific DNA binding; DNA-binding transcription factor activity, RNA polymerase II-specific
Source: RefSeq, a predicted model, not a curated record